UAAUAAAAAAACGGUGAAAGUGGAUCUAUUAUCUAUUAUCUAUUAUCUAUUCUCUAUUCUCUGUUCUCUAUUUCCUAUCAUCGCCUAACCGUCAAUAAUACCUUCUUUAAUUCCUCUCUUCCUUUCUCUCAACCCUCAAAAUCCAUCAUCAUGACGACAAAAACAAUAAAAGUGAAUAAUGUCUCCUUAGGUGCAACAGACCAAGAUCUAAAGGAAUUCUUUUCCUUUUCAGGAGAAAUUCUCCAUCUUGAAACUCUAAGCGAGAAUGAACGGUCUCAAGUGGCAUAUGUUACUUUCAAGGAUCCCAAAGGAGCAGAAACUGCUGUUCUUCUUUCGGGAGCAACAAUAGUGGAUCAACCUGUCACUGUUGAUCUAGCUCCAGAGUAUAAACUCCCAUCUUCUGUACUUGUUUCCCCCACUCCAACAGUUGAGGAAACCAACCAAGGUGUUGGUAAUGGUGGUGGUGGUGAUCAAUCUGCUGUGAAAAGAGCAGAGGAUGUGGUGAUGAGCAUGCUGUCCAAAGGGUUCACUCUGGGCAAAGAUGCAUUGGGAAAGGCAAAGUCAUUUGAUGAGAAGCACCAGUUAUCAUCCACUGCCACAGCCAAAGUUGUCUCUCUUGAUCAGAAGAUUGGUUUCACUGACAAAAUCAGUGUUGGAACAAGCAUAGUGAAUGAGAAAGUGAGGGAAAUGGAUGACAAGUUUCGGGUUUCGGAGAAGACCAAGUCGGCUUUCAAUGCUGCUGAACAGAAGGUGAGCAGUGCUGGCUCUGCCAUCAUGAAAAACAGGUAUGUGUUAACAGGGGCCACAUGGGUGACUGGUGCUUUCAGCAGGGUCACCAACAAGGCAGCUGCAUCAGCAUCAAGUGAUGACAAUGUCCCAACGGAGGAGAAUAAAGCUUCUUCAACUGAGCAGGAACAUCCUCAUGUGGAUGACCAACCUUCAAAGUCACCAACAAGUCCCCACCUCCACAAGGUUUAGGCUUAAUCCUUAUUCAUUCUAUUAUACCUAUAUAUGUAAUUAUUUCACUGUUUGGUUGUUGUGUUAUCUUUUUGUACAAUAAAGUGCAAAUAACAAUGAUAAACCUUGUAAUUACAUAAAUAUAUAAGUUUAUAUAUGUGUUUAAUUUUACAGAAUCAUAAUCUAUAAACGAACGAUGUAACGUAUUAACUUUGAAUGUGAAAUUUAUUCCAUUUUUCCCUUGAA
Molecule: messenger RNA, 1203 nt
Organism: Cannabis sativa
Lineage: Eukaryota; Viridiplantae; Streptophyta; Magnoliopsida; Rosales; Cannabaceae
Product: binding partner of ACD11 1
Exons: 5
Coding region: 151-978 (275 amino acids)
Molecular function (GO): RNA binding
Source: RefSeq, a predicted model, not a curated record